Molecule: messenger RNA, 4097 nt
Organism: Ruditapes philippinarum (Manila clam)
Lineage: Eukaryota; Metazoa; Mollusca; Bivalvia; Venerida; Veneridae
Exons: 4
Coding region: 721-2043 (440 amino acids)
Source: RefSeq, a predicted model, not a curated record
GGAAGCUUAAGACGUUAUAUCAAGUUUCUCACAGGAAGAUUUUUAAUCACAUUCUUGUAUACAGUCAAACUUGUUUAUAAAGGAAUAACUAAAAGAUAGUCUUUAUGUACGAGUGGUCUUUAUUCGAAGUUUUCACUGUUGUAUUUAUUUCAAUGAAAUUUUCUAAGAAAAUGUUUUUGUUUUUCGUUGCGAUGUGGUCUUCAUGCGGAGGCCAUCUUUGUCACUGGUUUGACUGUAUUAACAAAAUAGAUGGACUUAUAAUCAUCCGUAUGCAUACAUUCUUUGAAUAUUUUAACAAGCCAAACAGAAACAUGAUAUUGGUUAAACAUACGUUUUUUAUUCAUACAUCAAUUUAUAGACUAUUUUUGUAUUGUAUUGCCUUAAAGUAUGACGUGUUGAAUUUUAAUUGGCUCACAAGCAAGCGUUUUGAAGCGAAAAUAAAAUAGCGUGUAAACUGAUGAUUUAAACUAUUUAGAUUUAAGCACAAGAGGCAAUAUAUUGUGGACAAAUUUGUUAUAAGUUUUUUUUGUAAUCAAAUAUGCUACUGUGUUUACAUAUAAACAUUUGAAUAGAAAACAUUUAAAAGAUGAACUUUGUGCUCAAUUUCUAGAACACUUGAUUCAAACACAUAGAUGGAUUAAAGAAGACACUUAACCCUAUAGAUCGGAGCUUACAAGACACACCAGUGCUUUAAGUGGGAAAAAAAAAAGUUUCCAAGCAAUGGCUUCAUAUAGCCCUAAACUGUUAGAAAAGAAAUACAAUAACUGGGUUAAAGCUCAGUUAGCUUUGUUGUUUACUAAAGAAGGAGUUGAAUCUUUUGUUUGUAAUGAAAUGCAACAAUUUCAAUUGAAAUGUCUGCAUGAUAUAUGCUACUUAAAUGGCUUAUUUAGUGGGACUUGUUGUUCAAGUUGCUGCACGGAAAAUGUUGUUCAUUGCCGUACUGACACAAUUUGUAAAGUUAAGCACGGGAAAUGUACGUAUCAUCGAAAUGUUGCGACAAAGUACAGUUAUUCUGGCUGUCCUAACAAGAUAUGUCAUAACUUCAAAACUGAAAUAUACAAUGCACAUAGGUACAAAGGUCCGUCGUACAAAAAUAGUGAUGCCACCCAGUGGUGCAGUAAUUACUGGGAAGUAGCAAAGUGCUUCAUGCCCCCAGAUGGAUACAGAGAAAAGACAUCUGCAACAGAAACAGACUUUAAUGGUAUUAUUAGUGUUAUCCUUAAUUACAAAGACUUCCAGGGUAAAAUACGUGAAAACCUCAACAAUAAGAAAAAUAUUUUUGAAAAGGCGAGAGUGAUUGGAAGAAAUGUGCGACAUUCAUCAAAACUUGAAGUAGAAGAUUCAGAUCUCCAGAAUUACUUUCAAUUAUUACAGAAACUACUUUCUGACCCCGUGUAUUUAGGUACUGACACGCAUGCGCAAGAUGCUAAGCAGAAACUUAUACAGUUAGAAAAUGACACUCUUGUCAUUGGUAAAGAAGAUAUAAGAAGGGUACUAGACGAUGUGGCAACAGCAAUUCAAGACAAGAUGAAGGCUGGAUUAGAUGAGAAAUAUGACAUAGUUAAACUAGAUAUGAUUAGAAGAAAACAAGAAGACCUUCUAUCUCUCGAGUCUAAAACUGCCGAGGGUAUGACACAAAUACAAAAUAAAUCAGACGCUUCUGUGAAAAGAUUAAAUGACGAAAGGGACAAAGAACUUGAUACAAUUCAUAAACAAGGAAAUAAAGAACGAACAGGCCUGGCUGAAUUAGGAGAGACAUUACAAAAAGAACUGAAGACAGCAAGUAAAGCCGAGAAAGAAGAACAAUAUCUAUCUCUCCAGUCUAAAACUGCCGAGGGAGUGACACAGAUACAAGAUGAAACUGAUGCUGCUGUGAAAAGAUUAAAUGGCGAAAGGGACAAAGAAGUUGAUACAAUUCAUAAACAAGGAGAAAAAGAACGAACAGACCUGACUGAAUUAGGAGAGACGUUACAAAAAGAACUGAAGACAGCAAGUAAAGCCGAGAAAGAAGAACAGUAUAUUGAUUCUAAAAAACGUAAGUGAUAUAACAUUUAUUUUUGUUUAUCAUAUGACAUCAUGGUGUGUGAUAUAACUAUAACAAAUUUCCUUUGUACUUAACACCUGAAAAAAUAUAACCAUUGAAUACCAUUGAAUAGCACCACAAGUCAUGAUGUUCUAAAAUCAUCCAUUCAUUAUUCUUGAGUCCAAAAUUUUGUAUCAAAUACAUACUGCACUCCAUUUAGCCUCGCGUUUAUUUUUCAAGCCCAAAUCGAAGCCAUAUCAAAUCCAUGAUGUACACCUUCAAGUAUCGUUUUCAUUUUCCGAGUCCAAAAUGUCCAUAUCAAAAACAUUCUGCACUCGAAGUGAUCGAAUGUGUGAUAUACAUUUUUCUUAUACUUAGACACCAGAAUUGUUGAUCUUAGGUGCCAUCUUGAUUUAAUGUAUUUUAAUGUAAAACUUAAGAGUUCGUUAUAAAAUGUUGAGUACCAUACUUAUUCUAGCCAAUAUAAUUAUAUUUAUUUAUGUAGAUAUUUUCAGGUAAAAUAUUUAAUUAAGUAUUCUUUUGUGCGACUAUAAUGCCAAUAACUUGGCGGAUAUAUGUUAUCCAAAUCAUGCCCUCUUAGGUCAAAAAUGGCCUACCCUUAUGGCUGCUUGGUUUAUAUACUUGAAUUCUUUGAAAGUACAAUGCCAAGGGUUUAAAUAUUUUCUAAAUAGUAUCAUCAUGUGAUGCACUACAAAUUUUUAUAUAAAAAACGCCUGUUCGUGCUGUCAUGGAAAGGGCACCGGGUAUAAUUGGGGAAAAAAAAUCGACAUUUUUAGAAAUUUCCGAACGUUAAAAAAAUAGCUUACACACCUCUUUUAAUUUUUAACGCGUGUGUGAUCGUAAAGUCUGUCACUUCUUUUGAGAAACAAGUCAAAACAUUAACAUUUUUUCUCACAAGUUGAAAUAUAGGCUUAUAGUAUUUAUAAUUCGAGCCACUGUUGUGAAUUGUGUUUUCUGGCUCAUCUGAGCACAAAAUGAUACAACUGUGUCCGUGGACCUCCAGGAAAGUAUGCGGUUAUUUUGGAGGACAGUGAAAGACUGACAUAUGUUUAAGUUAACUUACCCGGGACUUGAAGCCACAAGUCUCGCGCUUUAACCGACUGAGCUAUGCGUGCUGGCAAAAUCAUUCUAUGUGAUAUACGUUUUAUUUAUUGUGUCCUCUGCUCCAUUGAUGAUAUAUAAUUUAUUAUAACUAUCCUGUGAAAUGUAAUCAAAUUUUAAAGGGGAGAAAAAUGUGAAGCCUGACCAGGACUCGAACCAGGGACCCUCAGAAUAUCGUACCGCGGCUCUACCGACUGAGUUAUCCGGCCGCUUACACACUAUCUCCCCUAAUUAGUAAACAGUUCUGAACCAUAGCAUACUCCCCCGCUAUAUUGAAAUGUGUCCUCGAGUUUCUCAGCGAUAGAGAGCAAUGUUAAUGCAGUCAUGGUCCCCCGUUGAGCGCCAAAUGUUACAGAGUUAGAAAAAUGUGCAGCCUGACCGGGACUCGAACUUGGGACAAUUGUUGGUUAUCGGACUCAAAAAUCACUAUCAAUAAUCGGACCACCACAAUCGAUUGUCUGCCGAUAGUAUAAUCAAGUUUCGCACUUACUAUGGCCCUUUUUGUGUCGCCUUGAAAAGGUGACAUAUAGGGGUUACUUUUGUCGGCGGUGUCGGCGGCGGCGUCUGUGUCGUUGUCGGCGUCGUUGUCGGCGUCGUCGUCGGCGUCCCCUAAAGCUUGUCCGGAGCAUAACUCAGUCACUAUAAGUUUGAUUGACUUCAAACUUGGUAUGCAUGCUUCUUUCAAUAACCCGAAGUGCAGUGCACAAGGUCCGGUACUCUGCAGUUCUUAUUUUUUGAGUUAUUGCCCUUUGUUAAUUUUCAUACUUUAAUUUUGUCCGGGCCAUUUCUCAUCAACUUAAAAAGCUAUGGACUUGAAACUUCAUAGGAUGAUAGAUCUCAUUAAGAAGAAGUGCAGUGCACAAGAACCAGUACUCUGCACUUCCUAAUUUUUGAGUUAUUGCCCUUUGUUUAUUUUCAUACUUUAUUUUUGUCCAGGCCAUUUCUCCUAAUG